GGGAAGCGGAGCAAUUCGGGGGGCGAGCCUGCCCGAAAUGUGGGGAGCGCCGGCUGCCCCGCGGGGCCACCCCGCUCCCCCCUGCCUGCUGCCGGUGACCUGGCUUCUGGCGCUGCACGCAGGUCUGCUGGCAGGGGUGAACAUCACCAGCCCCACGCCGCUGGUGCGGGGCACGGCGGGCAAGGCGGCGCUGCUGUCGGUGCGCUAUGCCAGCGCCAGCGCGGACAAGCCAGUGGUCAAGUGGCAGCUGAAGAGGGACAAACCCGUCACCGUCGUUCAGUCCAUCGGCACCGAGAUCAUCGGCAACCUCCGGCCCGACUACCGCGACCGCAUCCGCGUGCUGGAGAACGGCUCGCUGCUCAUCAGCCCCCUGCAGCUGGCCGAUGAAGGCGCUUACGAGGUGGAGGUGUCCAUCACCGAUGACACUUUCACCGGCGAGAAGACCAUCAACCUCACGGUGGACAUUCCCAUCUCAAAGCCACAAGUGCUGGUGGCCUCCUCAACGGUGCUGGAGCUCAGUGAGUUCUUCACCCUCAACUGCUCACACGAGAAUGGCACCAAGCCCACCUACACCUGGCUGAAGGACGGGCGGCCGCUGAGCAACGACUCCCGCCUGCUGCUCUCCCCUGACCAGAAGAUCCUCACCAUCACCCGUGUUCUCAUGGCCGACGAUGACGUCUAUAGCUGCCUGGUGGAGAACCCCAUCAGCCAUGGCCGCAGUGUCCCCGUGAAGCUCACUGUUUACCGCCGGAGCUCUCUCUACAUCAUCCUGUCCACGGGCGGCAUCUUCCUUCUUGUCACCCUGGUGACAGUUUGUGCCUGCUGGAAACCCUCCAAGAAGGAGAAGCGACAAGCAGAGACACAACCAACCUCUGACUACGCGGAGCAGGGCGAGGAGUGCCUGAAGCACGAGGCCGAGGGCAUCCCACGGAGCGGCGAGCACGAGCGCAAGAACCCAGUGGCUUUGUACAUCCUUAAAGAUAAGGACUCGCCGGAGGCGGAGGAGGAUUCACUGCCUGAACCCCGCGGCACGGUGGAGCCCGGCUACACCAGCUCGCCAGUACCAGCAGCCGGCCGCUCGCCGGGACCAGUGGGGCGCUCGACUCGCCGUUACCAUCGCUCGCCAGCUCGCUCGCCCGCCUCGACGCGGACCCACAGGUCACCACCGGGCUCGCCGGCGCGGUCCCGCGGCGCUCCGCGGCUGCUGCGGACUGCCGGCGUGCACGUCAUUCGGGAGCAGGAGGAGGCCAACGCCGUGGAGAUCAGUGCCUGAGCA
This is a messenger RNA of Serinus canaria (Common canary), 1276 nucleotides long. RefSeq names its product hepatic and glial cell adhesion molecule (gene HEPACAM). Lineage: Eukaryota; Metazoa; Chordata; Aves; Passeriformes; Fringillidae. The record is from RefSeq and is a predicted model, not a curated record. The transcript is spliced from 7 exons. The coding region runs from base 38 to 1273 and encodes 411 amino acids.